AUGCGACAGGGCGGGGCGCGCCAGGCUGUUAACGGUGUCUGGGCCGCGGGGCUGCGGCGAGGCCGGCGCCAGGGCCGCGCCUGGAACCAGAUGUGGCGGCGCCGCCCUGGCCGCCCCGGCGGUUCGCACGCUUGGCCUGGCGCGCACAUGGUCUGGUUCCAGAACCGCCGUGCCAAGUUUCGCCGGAAUGAACGUGCCAUGCUGGCUACCCGCUCUGCCUCGUUGCUCAAGUCUUAUGGCCAGGAGGCGGCCAUUGAGCAGCCUGUGGCCCCCCGACCUACCACACUAAGUCCAGAUUAUCUAUCCUGGCCGGCAUCCUCCCCCUACAGCUCCGUGCCUCCCUACAGCCCCGGAGGUUCAGGUCCUGCAACUCCUGGAGUCAACAUGGCCAACAGCAUCGCCAGCCUUCGCCUCAAGGCGAAAGAGUUCAGCCUACACCACAGCCAGGUGCCCACAGUGAACUGACUGUGCAUUGGGCCCAGCUUCCUCCCUGGCCCGAUGGCAGACCGCAGCAAAGGAAGUAGCCUUGUCUGUCCCUGUCCUCAGACAAACUGGGCAGCCUCUCCCGUGCCUUUUCUCCAUCACAGCUUCCUGAGUUCCAGAGGCCUGUUGGGUGCUGGAAGCAGUUGAACAGGUCACUGCUAUGGUGGCUGAGAUUGUGGCCUAAGGCCCCUGGAGUGGCCUGGCCAGAAGGCGGAGCUGGAGUCCGCCAAGGA
Messenger RNA from Mus pahari (shrew mouse), 716 nucleotides. It is a transcript of the gene Prrx2, whose product is annotated as paired related homeobox 2. NCBI's taxonomy places the organism in Eukaryota, Metazoa, Chordata, Mammalia, Rodentia, Muridae. The transcript is spliced from 3 exons. Gene Ontology annotation, molecular function: DNA binding. The coding region runs from base 1 to 465 and encodes 154 amino acids. The record is from RefSeq and is a predicted model, not a curated record.